Molecule: messenger RNA, 1424 nt
Organism: Schistocerca gregaria
Lineage: Eukaryota; Metazoa; Arthropoda; Insecta; Orthoptera; Acrididae
Gene: kin17
Product: DNA/RNA-binding protein KIN17
Exons: 1
Coding region: 46-1248 (400 amino acids)
Biological process (GO): DNA damage response; DNA replication
Cellular component (GO): nucleus
Molecular function (GO): double-stranded DNA binding
Source: RefSeq, a predicted model, not a curated record
CCAUUUAUCUUCAGUCAUCCAUCGUGUGACACAUUGGAUUAGACAAUGGGAAAACAUGAAGUUGGCACACCUAAAUACAUUGCCAAUAAAAUUAAGGCAAAAGGCUUACAGAAGCUCCGCUGGUACUGUCAGAUGUGUCAGAAGCAGUGCAGAGACGAGAAUGGUUUCAAGUGUCACAUGAUGUCAGAGUCUCACCAGCGACAGCUGCUGCUUUUUGCUGACAAUGCUGACAAAUACAUUGAUGAAUUUUCGAAAGAAUUCUGUGAUGGUUACUUAGAAUUACUGAAACGACAGUUUGGAACAAAGCGUGUUCAUGCAAAUCGUGUGUACCAGGACUACAUUUCUGAACGUCAUCAUCUUCACAUGAACUCUACUCAGUGGGAAACACUUACAGAUUUUGUGAAGUGGUUAGGGCGUGAAGGCAAAUGUGUUGUGGAUGAAACUGAGAAAGGUUGGUAUGUGCAGUAUAUUGAUAGAGACCCAGAAACUAUUGCCCUGCAAGAAGCAAUGAUGAAAAAGGAAAAAAUGGAUAAAGAUGAUCAAGAAAAAAUGAUGGAAUUUUUGCAGAAGCAAAUUGAAAGAGGAAGAGACUGUUCAAAGCCAGUAUCCAGUAUCUAUACAGAAUUUGUCCGACAAAAUGAGGAAGAGAAAUUGAAAUUAAAUCUGAACCUCGUUAACUUGAAGAAGAAAGAUGAUGUUAAAACUGAAUUUAAAAUGCCGCUUUUACCAGGAAACAUUGUAGGGUCUGAACAAAGUAAAAAGAGGUCUCUGAAUGAUACUGCUAGUGAAUCUGAGAAAAAAAAGGUAAUGAAAGAAAAAGCCAAAGCAUCUGCAUUGGAUGCUAUUAUUAAUGAAGAGGAGGCGAAAAAGGAAAAGCUCAACAGGAAGGAUUAUUGGUUGACGAAAGACAUUGUAGUCAAAAUUAUUACAAAAUCUCUAGGUGACAAAUAUUACAAGAAAAAAGGAGUAAUUGUAGAAGUUAUUGACAAGUAUGUAGCUGUUGUUUCUGUGUUUGAAACGGGGCACAGGCUUAAAUUAGACCAAGCACAUUUAGAAACUGUUAUUCCUGCUGUUGGUCGUAAAGUGAGAGUUGUGAAUGGUGCAUAUAGAGGUUGUGAGGCAGUUCUGAAACAUCUUGACGAGAAAAAUUUUUGUGUUAGUGUUGAAGUGGCAUCUGGUCCAUUGAAAGGUCGAAUUGUGGAGGGAGUUCAGUAUGAAGAUAUAAGCAAAAUUCAUGUACCAUCUUAACCUGACCCACUUAUUACUCUGUGACCAUAAUGUAAGCUGUCAUAAUUGUUUGUAGAAAUGAUAAAUUUUUUCUAUGUUGAUGUAUAAAACAUUAUUUUGCAUAUAAUUUAGGAAAUGAAAACACUGAUUGUAUGAGAUAGAAGAGAAAUAUAUCUUUAUUCACCAUUGAAAAUUAA